Molecule: messenger RNA, 3105 nt
Organism: Anneissia japonica
Lineage: Eukaryota; Metazoa; Echinodermata; Crinoidea; Comatulida; Comatulidae
Product: intraflagellar transport protein 80 homolog
Exons: 16
Coding region: 1-2316 (771 amino acids)
Biological process (GO): cilium assembly
Cellular component (GO): centrosome; intraciliary transport particle B; cilium
Molecular function (GO): protein binding
Source: RefSeq, a predicted model, not a curated record
AUGCGGGUUAAAACAUCCCUAGCAAAAGAAGCUAAACAUUCCGAAUUGGUGAGCUGUGUAGCCUGGACCACAUCUGAGCAGUUGUUCUCCUGCGGCGAUGACCACCAGGUUCUCAAGUGGAACCUUGUGUCAGAUGAAACCUCAGUACUGGUGAAGUUACCUGAUGAAAUAUAUGCUACAGAUGUCCAUUUUUUUCCAAAGAGCAUCGGCGGUAAAGGAAAGCAGACAGGAAGUGAAAUAUUUGUACUAACGUCAACGGAUGGAAAAUUUUUGUUGAUUUCUAAAUCUGGUCGAGUAGAGAAGUCUGUUGAAGCUCACAGAGGUGCAGUGCUUUCUGGUAGAUGGAGCUACGAUGGUUCUGCCAUGGCAACAGCAGGUGAAGACGGACAGGUGAAGAUCUGGUCAAGGAGUGGCAUGCUGAGGUCAACAUUGGCUCAAACAGGUUCUCCAGUGUACUCAAUAUCCUGGUCACCUGACUCUGAUCAGGUGUUAAUGACCAAUAGCAAACAACUAAUUAUCAAGUCACUUCAAGCAAAUGUUAAACCAGUCCAGUGGAAAGCACAUGAAGGAGUGAUAUUAAAAGUUGAUUGGAACCCUUCCAACAACCUGAUCUUGUCAGGUGGUGAGGACUGUAAGUACAAAAUAUGGGACAGCUACGGCCGGCAGAUGUUCUCCAGCCAUCCCCAUGACUAUCCUAUCAUAUCAGUCUCCUGGGCCCCUGAUGGAGAACUCUUUGCUGUGGGUUCAUUUAACACUUUACGAUUGUGUGACAAAACUGGGUGGUCUCAUGCGCUGGAGAAACCUAACACUGGAAGUAUAUACAGCAUUGCUUGGAGUGCGGAUGGCACUCAGGUUGCGGGCGCGUGUGGCAAUGGUCAUGUGAUAUUUGGUCACAUGAUAGAAAGGAGGCUAGAAUGGAAAAACUUUGAAGUUGUCAACUCAUCAAGAAAUACAAUUGUUGUGCGAGAAGUGAUUAACGAGGCUACUGAGAAGUUGGAAUUCCGAGACAGCAUCAUCAAAAUGUCCUUAUCGUUUGGCCAUCUUAUUGUAGCAACAUCCUCACAGUGCUUUAUCUACAGCACUAGGAAUUGGAACACUCCCACCAUAUUUGAUCUGAAGGAGGGAACCGUUACCUUAAUUGUCCAGGCUGAGAAGCACUUUGCAUUAGUGGUGUCAACAGGUGUAAAUGUCUAUUCUUAUGAGGGUCGUUUGCUUUCCUCACCCAAGUUCCAAGGUAUGCGACUGGAUACACUGAACAUGAUGUCCUUAUCCAUCUCCAACGACACUGUUGCCAUACGUGACAAGUCCAAUGAGAAGCUUGUUCAUGUGUUUGAUGCAACCAACGGCAAAGCUUUAGACAGCAAGCCAAUUCAACACAACCUUGAGAUAUUAGAAAUUGCCCUGGACAAGUGUGGACCACCAGCGGACCGACAUUUAGCCAUUGUGGACAAGAACAGAGACCUACAUCUGAGUGCAGUGAGGACAUUUGGUAAAGGACCUCGCAUUGUUAAGCUGGCCAAUAUGAUUACCAGUCUAGCAUGGAAUGAUAGCACCAACAUGUUGGCCGCUCUACAGGACAGCAAGCUGUUUGUAAUCUAUUACCCAAAUGCCGUGUAUGUAGACAAAGACAUCUUACCAAAGACUAUCUACGUCAAGGAUACAAGUGAUUUCGGCAAGAAUCCCAGGAUUGUAAGCUUUACCGGUAACCAUGUGACCAUACGGCGUGCAGACGGAGCGUUGGUGAGUACCGGUAUUGUGCCGUAUCCUGCUAUGCUGCAUGAACUUGUGGGCAGUGGACGUUGGGAAGAUGGUGUUCGUCUUUGUCGCUUUGUCAAGGAUCCAGUGUUGUGGGCCUGCAUGGCAACGAUGGCAGCAUAUGCUAAGGAAUUGAACACUGCAGAGGUUGCGUAUGCUGCAAUUGAUGAGGCCGAUAAAGUUCAGUACAUUCUACACAUCAAAGACAUCCCAUCAAAGGAGGCACGUAAUGCAGAAAUGGCGCUGUUCUGCGGCAAUGCUCAAGAUGCUGAGGGAAUCUUACUGCAGGCCAAUUUGUUGUUCAGGGCAAUUAUCAUGAAUAUUAACCUGUACAAUUGGGAUAGGGCCUUAGAGUUAGCAGUGAAGCAUAAGACACAUGUUGACACAGUCCUUGCACACAGGCAGCGUUUCCUGGAAAUGUUUGACAAAAAAGAAACCAGCAAAAGAUUCAUCAACUUUUCGCAGGAGGUUGAAGUGAACUGGGAAAAUGUUCAGGCCAAAAUGGAAGCUGAAUAUCAACGUGAGAGAGAAGGUCCUGCAUUUAAACCCUACAAGAAAUAAUGCCCUCAGGAGACGCUCAAUGCCUCACUCUACGCAUCUAUAUUGAUAAAUACUAUGCCAGUGCACUGCAUUGCUGAAUAUCAAUGUGAGAAGUUCCAGUAUCUAAACCCUACAAGAAAUAAUGCCCUCAAGAGACUCUCAAUGCUUUUAUACUCUACCCAUCUAUUUUUAUAAUAUUGUGCACUGCAUAUUGAACUGUCAAUGACUCCCGACAUUAAUAUGCAGUAGUAGCUACCCAUGCAUUCCAUAACAGCACCAUUCGCUUUAAUAGAUUGUGUGCCAUUCAGUACAAUGAGUUUACAAUUGCACUACAUAUUCAAUUUAGGCUACUGGGUCAACUCUAGUCACCUUAUCAGAUUCUUCUUACCCCCAGUAUACAUGUACCAACAGAUUUUUUUUCGAAAUAUUGAUUUUAUUUUAUUUCUGUGUUUUGUGAUCUUUCUUGACUUUUCAUGCAGCCCUUCAUAACCUAUCCAGAAAAAGGCGCCUUUUAAAUUCCAUUAUUAUUAUUAUUAUUAUUAUUAUUAUUAUUAUUAUUAUUGUUAUUAUUAUUAUUAUUUAUUAUUAACUGUAUAGAUAUGAAUAGUUGAAGAGUGUCCUUUUAAUGACAUAAGAAGUUAUGACUAAUAUUUUAAUGAAGAAAGUCCUGUUAGCUAUACUGAUUGAAUAUAUUAAUUUAUGAUUUGUGUAUUUUGUAUGUGUACUGUUUGUAUAUAAAAAGUGUGAAUAAAAAUUGUUUAUUGAAAAGUUAUUAGAGGGCGGGAAAAAAAUAAAACUAAAACUUUGUUU